Molecule: messenger RNA, 4337 nt
Organism: Panthera uncia (snow leopard)
Lineage: Eukaryota; Metazoa; Chordata; Mammalia; Carnivora; Felidae
Gene: SH2D3C
Product: SH2 domain containing 3C
Exons: 10
Coding region: 1601-3910 (769 amino acids)
Biological process (GO): positive regulation of peptidyl-serine phosphorylation; small GTPase-mediated signal transduction
Molecular function (GO): phosphotyrosine residue binding; guanyl-nucleotide exchange factor activity
Source: RefSeq, a predicted model, not a curated record
CUGUGUUCGUGACUAGUGAAGGAAGCUAUUGGAGGUCAGGAUGUAGGGGAGCUUGGGAGGUGGGGAGAGGGAGAUCGAGGAAGGCUUUCUGGAGGAGGAAGCGUUGAAGCCAAGCCAUUGGGGUUGACCAGGAAUGUUCACCACAAUCCUGUCCCCAGAGGAAAAGCUGAGAAGGAGCAAAGAUAAGCAGAGAUAGGCACUUGAGUGAUCCAAGCAGAGGCAAGAGUGUGGGCAAGGGUCAGAAGGCAAGCUGGGUGAGCCCAGAAAGUGCAGCCCCGGGCUGCAGCAAGUUGAACUGGAGCUGCUCUGGGAAUCUCGCCCUGGCUCCUUAUCUAGAGCCCUUGCACCACAGAGGGACAGAGGCCUUAGGGAGAACUGGCACCAAAGCCAGUGGGUAGGACCCACAGGGCACACAUUUCAGCAGCCCACAAUUCUCAGUCACCUGGCAAGGUAGUGAGAUCCCCAUCACUGGUGGUAGUAAGAUCCCUGUGAGGAUUAUUAACUUUGUAUUUUUCCUUUAGUGUAUGGGGCUAAAAAAAAAAUGUAUUUUAAAAUAUUAUAAAAGAAAUAAUACCUGCUGACUGGAACUGAUUAAACAGUUCUCUAACGGGUGCAGUCAAAAGAACGUUAGGUUUAGCUUCAAGCCUCAGACGGUGGUAGAAUCAAUAGCCAGUUACCAAAAGUCCGUUCCUGCCCCGAGGCACUAGCUUAAGGAACUCCAGGGUUCUCAGACCCUGAUGUGAAUACUUUGAUUCUAAAGCAAGGGUUCCCAAGUUCCAAGACCAUAAAACUCCAAGCUCCCUGCUCAGAGCUUCAGAUGUGUUUGCAGAAAAGAAUCAAACCACUGAAGCCCAGCGAGGUGGACUCACAUCCCUAAUGUCACACAGCCUGUCACAAGGAUUUGUACCUUAGGCCUGACUGAUGCAGAGUCAGCGAUGACUCUCUUUAAUCGCAGCACAAAAAGCCCCGGCAAUAAGCUUGAAAAUAGUAGCAUGCAUUUACUGAGCACUUACUUCAUGCCUGGCAACUUAACGUGCAUCAACUCAGCCGAGGCUCAGAAGGGUUGUAUGAGGUCAGCACAGGUAUCUUUUGCAGAUGAGUGAACCUGGGCUCCAAGAGGAGGGGAUGGUGGGGUGGAGGUGGGGACACUGCUAGUCGAACCCAGGUUGGUGCCCUGAGCAUUGAGCCUUACUGGCUCUCUGCACCCCCAGAGUCUGUCAGAUCAGCAUCCGGUGAUAAUUCUCAGCAGAGUCCCUGAUUCCGAGUCAGAGGGGAGAAAUCCUGGGCUCUGGGAGGUUUCCCGAGGCCACAAAGGAUUUGGUCAAACGCGUACAGGGGUUUGUUUCCGGCUUUGGAUACGAUUUAAUUCAAAGUCUUUGCCCGCCCCGGGUCAGCGAAGGGUACAGGGUGCGGCGAGUAGGGGAGGCAGGACCCCCCCCCCCCCCCGAGCCCAGGCAUCCCCACCCCAUCCCGCUGCCCCUCCGUGACCGCCCCCCUAGGCUGGUCCUCUGCUCCGCAUCCCCCGACUCCAGGCAGCCCUGCGGGGCUGGAGCGCGCGGGGCGAGGGGCGGGGAGCGGGGGGCGGGCGGAGGGAGGAACAAUGGCCCCCUCCCCUCCCCUGGCCGGCUGGAGGGUGGGGUCUCCCCGCCCCGCCUCCCCGCUCCUCCCCCGCCAAGGCGAUGAGGUAAUCGCGCCGCCGAGAGGCACGCGCAGCCGGUGCCCAGCCCGGUCGGUCCCCGCGCCCCUGCCCCGCCGGCCGCCGCCCCCCGCACCGGCCCGGCCCCGGACCCCCGGCCCCACCAUGACCGAGCGGUGCAGCCUGUGGAGCGCCCUGUCGGCCGCCGCCUGCUGCUUCUACCGCGGCUCCUUCGUGCAGGUGCAGUUCUCCAAGGAGAAGUACAUCCUGGACUCCUCACCUGAGAAACUGCACAAGGAGUUGGAGGAGGAACUCAAACUCAGCAGCACAGAUCUCCGCAGCCAUGCCUGGUACCAUGGCCGCAUCCCCCGUGAGGUAUCAGAGACCCUGGUGCAGCGCAAUGGCGACUUCCUCAUCCGGGACUCACUCACCAGCCUGGGUGACUAUGUCCUCACCUGCCGCUGGCGCAACCAGGCCUUGCACUUCAAGAUCAACAAGGUCGUGGUGAAGGCGGGUGAGAGCUACACCCACAUCCAGUACCUGUUUGAGCAGGAGAGCUUCGACCACGUGCCCGCCCUCGUGCGGUACCACGUGGGCAGUCGCAAGGCUGUGUCCGAACAGAGCGGGGCCAUCAUCUACUGCCCCGUCAAUCGCACCUUCCCGCUGCGCUACCUGGAGGCCUGCUAUGGCUUGGGCCAGGGCAGUGGCAAGGCUGCUGGCCCCUCCAGCCCCUCGGGCCCCAAGGGCAGCCACAUGAAGCGGCGCAGCGUCACCAUGACUGACGGGCUCACCGCCGACAAGGUUACCCGUAGCGAUGGCUGCCCCACCAGCACAUCACUGCCCCACCCCCGGGAAUCCAUCCGCAACUGUGCCCUCAGCAUGGACCAGAUCCCAGACCUGCACUCGCCCAUGUCUCCCAUCUCUGAGAGUCCCAGCUCCCCCGCCUACAGUACUGUGACCCGUGUCCACGCCGCCCCUGCAGCUCCCUCUGCCACAGCGCUGCCUGCCUCCCCUGUCACCCGCCGCUCCAGUGAACCCCAGCUGUGUCCUGGAAGUGCCCCAAAGCCCCCUGGGGAAUCGGACAAGGGCCCUUAUGCCAGUCCCUCCCACACGCUCUGCAAGGCCUCCCCAUCACCGUCGCUUAGCAGCUACAGUGACCCGGACUCUGGCCAUUACUGCCAGCUCCAGCCUCCUGUCCGUGGCAGCCGAGAGUGGGCAGCGGCUGAGGCCUCCAGCCGGCAGGCCAGGAGCUACGGGGAGAGGCUAAAGGAACUGUCAGAAAAUGGGGCCCCUGAGGGGGACUGGGGCAGGGCCUUCACGGUCCCCAUUGUGGAAGCCACCUCUUCCUUCAACCCAGCCACCUUCCAGUCCCUACUGAUCCCCAAGGAUAACCGGCCACUGGAGGUGGGCCUCCUGCGCAAGGUCAAGGAGCUGCUAGCAGAGGUGGAUGCCCGGACGCUGGCCCGGCACGUCACCAAAGUUGACUGCCUGGUUGCUAGGAUACUGGGCGUUACCAAGGAGAUGCAGACCCUAAUGGGAGUCCGCUGGGGCAUGGAGCUGCUCACCCUCCCCCAUGGCCGGCAGCUACGACUAGACCUGCUGGAAAGGUUCCACACCAUGUCCAUCAUGCUGGCCGUGGACAUCCUGGGCUGCACGGGCUCCGCCGAGGAGCGGGCAGCGCUUCUGCACAAGACCAUCCAGCUGGCGGCGGAACUUCGGGGGACCAUGGGCAACAUGUUCAGCUUCGCUGCGGUCAUGGGCGCCCUAGAUAUGGCUCAGAUUGCCCGGCUGGAGCAGACAUGGGUGACCCUUCGGCAGCGACACACAGAGGGUGCCAUCCUCUACGAGAAGAAGCUCAAGCCAUUUCUCAAGAGCCUCAACGAGGGCAAAGAAGGCCCGCCGCUGAGCAACACCACGUUUCCCCAUGUGCUGCCGCUCAUCACUCUGCUGGAAUGUGACUCGGCCCCCGCUGAGGGCCCUGAGCCCUGGGGCAGCACAGAGCACGGUGUGGAGGUGAUCCUGGCCCACCUGGAGGCUGCCCGAACAGUGGCCCACCAUGGAGGCCUGUAUCACACCAACGCUGAGGUCAAGCUGCAAGGGUUCCAGGCCCGGCCAGAGCUCCUGGAGGUGUUCAGCACUGAGUUCCAGAUGCGCCUCCUCUGGGGCAGCCAGGGCGCCAGCAGCAACCAGGCCCGGCGCUAUGAGAAGUUCGACAAGGUCCUCACUGCCCUGUCCCACAAACUGGAGCCUGCUGUCCGCUCCAGCGAGCUGUGACCCCCACGGACCCCUCCCCUCUGCAGCUGCGGGCAGCAACAGGACCAGAGGGGGCACAGACCUUUCCCCAGAGCACCCCAGAGACACUGUGAUCAGCCCAAGAAUGUUCUGGGCCCAAACCAGGAUCUCCGUUGCACUUCCAGGGUCCUGCAUGGACCCUGGGCUCCGUCCCACCUGCUACAUGCCCGCCAAGUCUCCCUUCAGGAAGAACCGGAACCCUCUCCCUCCCUCCAGCUUCUGCUUCUCCCCUUUCUGCUGAGGUGCCCUGUGCUGGAGCCAGGAGAGAGCCUUCACACCUCCUCACUCUUCUCGGGGCACCUGCCGGACACCAAGGCCUCCACCUGGUUGUAAAUAUGUCUGUCUGUUCUGUAAAUAGAUGUACAGAAGCCAUGUUCGUUCUUUCAUAUAAUAAACUUUUAUGACUCUU